AUGCUCGCAAGUGUGUUUUUUUUGUUGCUGACCUCCAGAGGAGAAGUAAGCGACCCGGGAGAGUCCGGCGCCGAAGUCUGCUUGCUGCCGGCCGCGGCGGAGCGGAGGCGCACGUUCUUGACCCUGCUACUUCCUCUCUGCUCUCCUUCGGACGCCCUUUUUAUCCUCCUCCUCCACUUUCUUCCGUCCCGUGCUCCCGGAGGCCCGCCAGCCCAGAGGCUCC
This is a messenger RNA of Prorocentrum cordatum, 223 nucleotides long. The record is from the annotation of a GenBank genome assembly. NCBI's taxonomy places the organism in Eukaryota, Dinophyceae, Prorocentrales, Prorocentraceae.